Molecule: messenger RNA, 7048 nt
Organism: Hylaeus volcanicus
Lineage: Eukaryota; Metazoa; Arthropoda; Insecta; Hymenoptera; Colletidae
Gene: Axud1
Exons: 5
Coding region: 905-5584 (1559 amino acids)
Biological process (GO): regulation of transcription by RNA polymerase II
Cellular component (GO): nucleus
Molecular function (GO): DNA-binding transcription factor activity, RNA polymerase II-specific; sequence-specific DNA binding
Source: RefSeq, a predicted model, not a curated record
CGAACGCGACGCACGCGCCUCCGCUUCGCUUUCUCUUCUCUCUGCCGACGAGUACUCUUCUUCGCUCGGAAGGCAUUCUUUUCCCUCGCUUUCUCGCAUCAUCGUCGAAUCACUGGGAUUCAGUCUUGUCGCGAUCGUCCAGCUCGUCUCGCUGCGACGCGAGGCCGACUAUUCUCCUCGAAUUUUCUCGCGCCACGUUUCGGAUUUUUCGCCCGCGAGACCGGCCCGGCCUCCUGCUCUUCUUCUCACACCGAUCGCUCUUAGGACGCUCCGUGUUCAAUCUCGCACGGCCGACUUCGAUCUUCGCGUCGUGGACCAGUUAAAUCGUUGCCAGUUCUGCGAACAUCGAUCACCAAAGUCUUUGUCUCGCGAGGCUUGUGCGAGGGAAACCCCAUCCGUGGCCUCUAUUGCUUUGCGAUCUUCGGUCGGGGAGAGCAGCUAAAUCGUUCUCAGUUCGGCGUACAUCGAUCUCUAGACCCGCGUUUGCCAUUGUUCCGCGCGAAGGGACUUCGGUUCAUGGCUGUUCGCAAACGCGUUCCUCGAACGAGCUCGUAACUUUGGAGCGUCGUUAACGUCGCAGAGUCGUUCCCUCGAAGGAAGCCCGAACUCGUUCGCGUGGCUCGAGGUGGGCCCCAAGGAAUUGUUGCAUGUUGUGCGGCACGGGGCCCGUGCGGUUGUCCUCGAUGGAGGACGCCGUUCGCUCUACGGUACUCAGGGACGGGCGCGUUCGCGAGCAGAAUGGAGGCAGCUGGCGUUGCGAGACGACUUAAAGCCUCUGGGAUAAGAGAUCGUCGAGGUUCGAGGGCCUCGUGUUCGGAGAUUCGGGCUUCGCGAGAGGACCGUGUGGUGCGGACGGUGGUGAAGGGAGCUGAAGAACGUGCGCCUCGAAGAUUAAACGCUCCAGAUGGAAUCGCCUUCGGCCCAAGAGGAUUCCAGCUCGGUAGAAUCGCGGGGAACGGUGGUCGCGUCGCCGACGUCGUUCAAGACGGAGAUCGAACGCACGAAGGCCGGCAGUGACGCCGGGGACGCGCGCGACGCCGCUGGUCAGGCCGACGACGUCGAGGGAUUCGUCGACGUAGCGUCGCGCGAGGCUUCGUCCGAGGUCUCCGACGACGCUUCGACGGAAUGCCAGUCGCGGGAUCGGGACACGUGCCCCAGGUCGUGGAAGGAUCGCGACGAAACCGAAGACGCGAAAGUAGAACUCGAAUCGAACGAGCCGGUCGGCCGGAGCGACUGUUGCGAAGGAGCCUCGCCAGUGAAAUAUUUGAACAAAGAGGAGGGAAUCGCCGUCAGUUCGACGCCGGUGUCCAGAAAGAGGCCGGCGAGCGAUUUCCUGCCCAUCAACGCGGAGAUCAAGCGAAUCGGCGUGGAGAUCCCCGAGAACGAAGCCAACCAAUUGCGCAGCGACGUGAGGAGGAUCUCCCCGGUGCUGGUGAGCCUUCGAGAGCGUACCCUGGGAGAGAUAUCUCUCUCCUCGGACUCGUGCAUCUUCGACGACGACUCCAGCGGUCGGUGUAUAUCUAGAAACAGCCGAAUCUUCGACGGCACCCCGAGCCCCUGCAGGAUAACAACGAACGGGAGCCUCGAUGGUUGCGUGCGAAUCAGCCACGAUCCCGUGGCACCAGACUCCGAGGCGGCGCACUGUGAACGCGCUACCAGCGCAGGGGACGCGGUGGGUUGUCGCAGGAACUUCGAGUACUCCGAUGCGUACAUCGACGAGGACUCGUGUUGUUCGCUGCUCCGCGACAGCCCCGACAGGGAGCACCCUCCGUGCCAGGAGAAACAGUGCGAGGAGCCGGUGGAAGCGUGCGCGUGCGACGACAGUGAGUCCGCGGACGACGCCUGCAUGACGGGGAAGAACUCCAAGCAGUCGCCCGAGCGAGUGGAAUCGCCGAGCGGAUUGACGCCGGACAGAAAGGACAAGAAGAGUUCCAGCGCUAAGAAGAAACAGAAGAAGAACGUCGCGGACGAUGCUCGCGGCGCGGACACGACGACCGACUCCGAGGAACCGACGGAGUCGUGUUUUGUUCAAAGGUGCGCUCAGGAGGGUACGAAUGUCCAGGAGACCGAGCUCGAGGACCAUUCGAAGAAGCAGGUGGGCUCUCCCGUAGCAACUAGGUCGACUACGCUGCCCGUCGAAGAGCAUACUGUAAAAGAUUGCAAAGUGAUGCUGGAGAGGGUGGCCUCGCCGUGUCCAGCGAAUACCACGCCGAUGAAGGUUCUCGAAGACGAAGGAACAUGUGCUACACCCGUUGCGAAGCUCCUGGGGGUGGACGAGGAAGUCGUUCGCGCUUUUUCGUCGACCUCCACGGGGAAUCUACCACUGGAUAACUUAGACUAUCAAUCUAGGCUCGAAGACUCGACGCUAUCCGAGCUCGAACCUCCACCGAAGGAGUCGUGUUCGAUUCAAAGGUGCGCUACCAACGUCCAAAAGACUGAGCUAGAAGACCACUCGAGUAAACAAGAGGAACCUCCUGUUACAUCCACACCGAAAACGCCUUCUCUAGAGGAACAGUCGUCGAAUGCUACGAAACUGUGCACGGUGAUGCUAACGAGGAUCAGUCCGACACCUGUAAGAACUGUACCGGAUAUGAGUGUCAAAGAUGAACAUCCACUUCCUGCAUCCACAACUGUUGCGAAGAACCUGGAGAACGACGAGGAAGACUUUCCUGCCACCUCGUCGUUACCCCCCACGAACACCCCACAGUCGGACAGCGUCGACCCACUAGAUACAUCUGGUACACCCGAGAAGACAGAACCAUCCACUGAUCACGAUCCAACAAAGUCCUUAUUGGUCCAAAGGUGCGCUAACGAGAACGUCCAGAUGACUGAUCCGCAGGACCACUCGGAGAAACGGGUGGACAGACCGAACACUCCCGUCGACGUACACUCACCGUCGUCGUGCGCUGUAAAAGAGUGCACGGUGAUGUUGGCGAGGGUAACGUCGCCGACUCCGGUGAAAACUGUUUCAGAGAAUGAUGUCAGCGACGAUGUAGUAUCCAGAGCCGUUAUAAAGAAUCUUGAAGAGGACGGGAAAGUCUUCUUGUCCUCAGCCUCGCCUUCCACGGAGAGUCUACCAUCGAAUAGCCUAGAUUCAUCGAAGGUGCCGCUCUCUACACCCGAAGACACGGAACCAUCCGACCAGAAAGAUCCACCGACGGAGACGGGCUUCGUUAAAAGGUGCACCCACGAUGUCGAAAAGACUGAAUCAGAAGACCAUUUGAAGAAACAAUCGGUGUCUCCCAUGGUAACCAGGUCGAAGGUGCUGCCCGAUGAAGCGCAGCAGUCGUCGUCGGGUCCUGUAAAGGAAUGCAAAGUUAUUCUGGCAAGGGUGUCGCCGAAACCGGUAAAAACGGUGGUGGAGAAGCUAGUAAAGGACGAGACUGCGUCCAGAGCUGUUAUAAAGAGUUUGGGAGAGAACGAGGAAGUCGUGUUCACCUCGUCGUCGCCUUCAACCGAGAAUGCACCGCCGUUGAACAAUCCAGUCUCGUCCGAGGCGAUACCAGGUUCGCCGGAGUUGCUGGAACCUUCCGCGGAGGUUCCAGAAGCCGUGGACACCGAAACGGAAACGGAAACUGGCUCCGACAGCUCCGAGGUGUCCGGGACGAACGCACGGCUCCGUGGCUGCGACGAUGACGCCGUUUCCGACCAAAUCUCCUGCCCGGAGAGCGAGUCCAUGUGCUGCAUCGACAUCCAUCCGGAGAUCAUAACCAGGCUGGAAGCGGAGAGACCCGAAGCCUUCACGGAAGAUUCUGCCGAGAGUCUCGCGCUUGCCACCGGUGCUAGGGACGAGGUCAGGUCGGAUGGAAGCGACUCUGGGAUGGGGAGCGAGAUCCCUGGCGAUCCUGGACCUGCGCCAGCUCCGGAGAGCGACUCCGAGACGUCUUUCUUGGAUAGGAUACCGGAUGACAUUCUGUCCGACAAAGAGAAAGUCGUGAAUCAACUGGACUCCUUCGCACCCACCGUUGCUGCUCCAGAUACGCCGCAGACACCGCUGGCGACCUUCCCCAGUCCAUCGAAGAGCAAUUUAAAAAGGAGAUUGACGGAUUGCAUGGAGGGUGCUCCCACUCCGAAAAGAAGCAACACUGAGGAAUCCGUGAAAAAGAAACGGAAUAUUCAGUUCGACGCCGUCACCGUGUACUAUUUUCCCAGGGCGCAGGGCUUCACUUGUGUGCCUUCUCAGGGCGGCAGCACUCUGGGUAUGAGUGCGACGCACACCCACGCCGAGAGGUUCUCACUGUCGGAGCACGCUACCGAGCAGAGGCGAAUCCAUCGCGCUAGGUUGGCGCAGCUGCGUUCCGAGCGCGCUGCGAAUUGCGUGGUCGAGGCUGCGUCUAGUUCGGAGGACCCCAGCGACGACACGGACGAGGAGCAAAGCGAUACGGAGGAGCUGGACAUCGAUAGUUAUUACUUCCUGCAGCCUGUGCCUACGUGGCAGAGACGAGCCUUACUUAGAGCAGCGGGAGUACGUAGAAUAGACGCCGUCGAGAAGGACGAGUGCCGCGACAUUAGAGCCAGCAGAGAGCAUUGCGGUUGUGGGUGUAAAGGGUACUGCGAUCCUGAGAGCUGUCCUUGCAGUCGAGCCAACGUUAAGUGUCAGGUCGACCGAGCGGGCUUCCCAUGCGGAUGUACGCGCGACGGUUGCGCCAACAGUUCCGGCAGGAUCGAAUUCAAUCCGGUCCGGGUACGGACGCAUUUUAUUCACACGCUGAUGCGGUUAGAGCUUGAGAAAAAGCAACGGGAUGAGGAAGGUACGGAUCAUGACGUUUCCGACAAUCAGAACGGCAGAAGUCCCUUAAGGGAAAUCAAUUUAGGAUCCGUAAUGGAGAACAGAAACGCGGAGUGCCUGAGCGGGGGCGGUUUCACGACGUUGCAUUACGAGAAUCACGACGCUGCCGACGGCGGGACGAAUUGUCAGCCAGAGAUACCUGGCACAAGAGAAGAUAGCUUGGAUCUGUACGCUAUCAGGGACGAUUGCUAUCCGAGCGAGGAUACUGUUGACGGUACGCAAGGACCUCAAAGGAAACUUCAUCCUGAGUUUAGUCAAGCUUUUCAAACGUUCUCGAGCCAAACGAAUGCCGGAGUGAACUUCCAACAGCCUCCUUAUCAGGACUACCAACCUUACGCUAACCUUCCUUCCACAUCUAGGGUGCAAUUCCAGCCACAGUUUCAAGCGGUGCCAGGAAAUCCCGGGUUCUCGCAUUACGCGCCUUACGGUCAAGACAGCGGAUCGAUUCAGGGAAACUGCCAGGUUCACCCCGGGCAGCAUUCAUCCGGUUACGAAGCUAGCUUCGCCCAGGACGAAACGACCGGAUCGCAGUACACAAAUUUGAACUCUGUGCAACCUAUGAACGCUGUCCAGCAGAUGGGCAAACUGGAACCGUUCUCGGAACUUCUGUCCGGUAGAUACUCGUACUACGGCGAAAUGGAACCUCAGGCGCACGGUACUUACCACGGAAACGGUGCGAAGGUCGAGGUGGAAAAGAGCCAAGGUAACGAACAACAAUCCGAAAGUACGGAAGAGUGCGACGAGAACUUUGGGGAGAUCAUUAAGAAGUCGAUGGUCGAGACUGUAUCCGCCUAGGUCGAACUGUAGAUACGAAGAAUCGUCUGCGCGCGCGUCGAAAUGUUUUUUGACGCGUGGCGAUUCGAUAACGAUAAAAUAGAGUAAUUUCGACGAGUCUUUGGUGCCGUAUCGAAAACCUCGCGAACGAGACGAACGAUGUUUGGGAGGGAAGGGUGGGAGGGCGGGGGGACGAGGAGGUGCCGAAACUCCGAUCAGUUGUCCUUCCGUGAGUUAGAUAAAUCCGAGUAUAUUGUUUACGUAAUUCUCGAGAGGAGUUAAAAGUUCUCGUCGGGUAUCACUCGCGGUUAACUAUGACGAGUCCCGUGGAUGUCGUUAGAAAAAUUACGCGGCUACGUGUGCGUCCGCCCGGGAUGGAAACGCGAGACAUCGUCCUUGUCCGUUCAUAGAAAAAUAUUGUUGAUUACUCAAUCGUACGGACCGACGAGGCGACGUUCUCGGUGUACUGCGACGAGAAUCCGGGGCCGCCAAUUCGGUGAUGGAUUUUCCGGGAGGGGGGAAGGUCUUCGUCGAAAAUCUUCAUGAACGAUCUCCUUGAAACGGCAAGGAUUCAUUAACGGAGUUACAGAAGAAAUUCAACGAGGUUGUGACCAAGAAACAACAUGGGAUCAGCUUAGAUUGCAGUUUAUAAUACCUUAACUUUAAUACUUUAAUCGUAGGAUCGCGGGUUGCGCGUCUUUUUAAAAAGAAAUAAUAAUAAUGAUAAUAAAAAAAAAAAGAAAGAAAGAAAGAAGAAGAAAUAAAUAAAACAAUUUUCGUAUUCGUGCGACAGCUGCAACAAGCGCAAUCGUUGUGCGUUUGGAGGGAUGGCAUACGAUCAUAUAUACACGGAAACACACAUAUUUGUACACAACCACGAAAUGUGAGCGAUUGUGAUAACUUCGUGCAUGUGAAAAUGCAGUUUGCCAGGCUAAUUAGGUUAAGGAUUAAAUUAUGGGACUUUUUUAUGCCAGUUAGUAGGAGAUCGAGUUCGAAUGGUUUUUCAAUCAACGGCUGACGGUAAACGACGAUAGAGAAUAGAUUUUCAUCGUCUUGUAACUAAUGGACACAGUGAAUGCACAACGCAUGGCGAAUACAUACACGUUUAUAGUGCGAGAGAAUCAUGGUUGUCUGGCAUAAGCAAGCGCACGCUGUCUACAGAACACGUAAUGUUAAGCCCUCGUAUAUUUUUUGUUUUUGUUUGUUUUCAUUCGUUUACACAGCACCUUGAAAUUGCCGAGAACCGUUUGGUAUCACGCACACGUAUAAAGAUAAAGACUCGAAGAGUCUUCGAUGGGAAUAAUAAGGUUGUGUGUAUGUGUGUGUUCGUGUAUGCGUGUGCGCGCGUGCGUGCGUGCGUGUGCGUGUGUGUGCGCGUGCGUCUUCUUUUUUAUAUCAGAGAGUCCACACGCUCGAACGGUCAACGGCUCAAUUUUAUUCCUCAAUCGCAAUUUCAAGGUAAACUUCGAAAUAAAAAAAGAAAAA